This is a messenger RNA of Volvox carteri f. nagariensis, 3314 nucleotides long. RefSeq lists its product as uncharacterized. Gene Ontology annotation, cellular component: cytoplasm. The record is from RefSeq and is a predicted model, not a curated record. The coding region runs from base 1 to 1869 and encodes 622 amino acids. Gene Ontology annotation, biological process: purine nucleobase biosynthetic process; purine nucleotide biosynthetic process. Gene Ontology annotation, molecular function: amidophosphoribosyltransferase activity. Lineage: Eukaryota; Viridiplantae; Chlorophyta; Chlorophyceae; Chlamydomonadales; Volvocaceae. The transcript has 12 exons.
AUGAAUCUGACUAAGAAGUCCUUGGCAAGGGGCUGUGCCCAACGCCAUGUAGUCAAAGUGUCGGCACGUGCCGGCACUCGCGAGCGCACCGUGCUGCCCGCGCUGCCGAGCCACUUGGUCAGCACCUUCACCAAUGCGGCUAGUUUAAAGUGCAAAAUGGCAAUAAGUAACGCCCGCAUGUCACGUAUAGUGGGAGGUGGCGCAAAGGCGUACAAGCGGAUUACCCCUCGCAUGUGUGGUAUCAUUGGUAUCUUUAAGUACGAGGGCAACGCCAACGUUGAGUUGUACGAGGGUCUGCUAAUGCUGCAGCAUCGCGGCCAGGACUCAGCGGGCAUGGUGACCACUGACUGGAGUCGCUUUAAGGAGCACAAGGAGAAUGGCCUCGUGAAGGAUGUCUUUGGAAAGCAGGAGCUCAUGGAUUCCAUGAAGGGCCACUGCGGCAUCGCGCACGUGCGCUACCCCACCGCCGGCUCGUCCUCGGCGCAGGAGGCCCAGCCCUUCUUCGUCAACUCGCCGUUGGGCAUCUACUUGAUUCAUAACGGCAACCUAACCAACACAGAAGAGCUGCGCGACCUCCUGAACUCCUCGCGCUCCUUCUUCAACCGCCACUUGCGCACGGACUCGGACUCGGAGGUGCUGCUCAACAUCCUGGCUGACGAAGUACAUCGGGCCCACCAGCGCUGCCUGCAGACGACGGGCUGUGACCCCAACAAGAAUAAGAUCAAUUUCCUGUUCGAGGCGGGCGAGAUGACGAUGCGGCUGCUCAAGGGCGCCUACAGCUGCUUGUCUCUGGUCAAGGGCGUGGGCCUGGUGGCGUUCAGGGACCCCUUCGGCAUCCGGCCCCUAGUGAUUGGCAAGCGCUCGAGCGCCCACGGCGACGAGUGGUGCAUCGCUAGCGAGGACUGCGCAUUCGGCCCCAUCGGUUUCGAGCGCGUGCGCGACGUGCUGCCCGGCGAGAUGGUCAUCAUUACGGAGGACGGCAAGCUCAUGAGCCGCCAAUGCGCUCAGGGCACCCCUAGUCCUUGCAUCUUCGAGUACAUCUACCUGGCUCGCCCCGACUCGGUACUCAACGGGAUCCCGGUCUACAACUUCCAGCUCAAGCUGGGAACAGCCCUGGCUAACCGCAUCAAGGAGAGGGGCUGGGAUCUGGACAUUGUGUGCCCGGUGCCAGAUGGAUCUCGGCCAGCCGCCAUCCAGAUUGCAGCCGAGCUGGGGCUGCCGUACCGCGAGGGCCUAGUGAAGAACCGCGGUGCGGCGGCCCCUGAUGCUGAUGGCGCUCAGGUUUAUGCUGCUUCGCCCCGGGUUAGCAUGCCCCGGGUAGCUCUUGAUUUCCCGUAUGUGGGCCGCACCUUCAUCAUGCCCGACCAGCGCCUUCGUGAAAUGUCAGUGCGCCGCAAGCUCAACGCCAUGCCGGCAGUGUUCGAAGGCAAGAGCGUGCUGCUCAUUGACGACUCGAUUGUGCGCGGAACAACUAUGACACAGAUUGUGGACAUGGUACGACGCGCGGGGGCACGAAGAGUGUAUCUGGCCUCCGCAUCCCCGCCCGUGGUGUACCCCAACGUGUACGGCGUGGACAUGCCCAGCCGCAAGGAGUUCGUGGCCAACGGCCUAACCAUCGACCAGGUGUGCCAGGUGCUACGUGCCGAUGGGCUGAUCUACCAGGAGGUGGAAGACCUCAUUACCAGCGGCAAGGAGCUCAACCCGGACAUCAAGGACUUCGAUGCCUCGUGUUUCACUGGGAGUUACGUAACCGGCGACAUCGAUGAGGCGUACCUGCAAAAGCUGGAGAUGUCUGGCCGCGGUGCUAACCGACGCGCCACGCAAAAGGUGUCCCUCAUCAACGAGCGGGCCAUGGUGGCUACGGCGUGAGAGUGCCCACGGAGUGUGCGCUGCCAGACCCGCGCCCCGGGGACAUGGAGUUAAGCGGGCACAAGCCACGAGAGGUGGGCGGUGCAAGGACUCCUGAUGUGGCAUCGCGACACAGUACGGCAGCAAUGGAAUUGCACCCUAACUUGCUCGGAGCGGCUGGGCCGCUGGUAUGAAGUUGCUGGUCGCGCUUUCGCUGCCGGCCCCCGUGUGGUGCUGCUUCCUUGUCUCAGUUUUUAAUGGCACGGGUUGCUGCGCGUUGCGUUCACCUCCGCUACUCUCCUCCUCGGCAGCCACCAGCACCUGGCCUACGUGAUCCAAAACAAGUUGAGGCUAGGCGCUGAGCUGCCCGCGGAGAAUGUGUACUACCAUAAUAAGGACCGGGUCGUGGUGUCACAGCUGUGGUAUCACGGCUGUGGUGUCACGGCCGUGCUGUAGUAGGACAGGCUAUCGCGUGAGCUGUGGGCACUUUUAGUAGCGACUGUGGUUGGGGCAGAGGUUUAACACGUGGGGGUAUUGACAAGGUGGAAAGAGGCGCCGAAAGGCCGCUAACGGGAUGGAUGCGUGGGUAUAUGGGGCCAAGCCUUUUUCGAGGAGAUGGGAAGCAAAUCGGCAUAUUCCUUUUUUGUUCCUGGGUUUGCACUCGGGUUUUGGUUUUCCUUGAAGCUUUUUUACGCAUCUAGGCAAGCGCACUGGCUUUGUUUGCCCCGGGUACUCCACGCCCCGUUAUGUCCAGCGGCCGUCAGACAGGUACAUGGAAACUGUUUAGCUGUCUUUGAACCAAGACCUUGACCGUGGGGUCAGAAUACAACGAUUAUAGGGACUCGCAACGCGCGUUGCGCUGCGCAUAGGAUGCGAAGAUGGUUAGGCGGAAGACUCGUGUACCACGGGUCUUAUGAUUGUGUUGGACAGGAAUAUGGCUACGAGAAGGCGAGGAGGUGGCGAGGAGGACGACAAGGCUUCUGUCGCAUCCCAUCUCUUGAAGCUAUGAGGUGGUCCGGUCAUUUAGGCUCAGCUGUAAACUGUGUCAUGCUGCUACGUGUAGGGGCGAAUCAUGAUAAUUAUGCAUAUCGCCGCCUUGGACAGCAUGAGCGUAGGCGGCACUCAGCCAUGCGGUUCCAAUCUGGCAUUUGGACCGAAUAAGAAGCCUAACAGGAAACACUGAUGUGUGCGCUCCAGUUCCCUGUCAGGAAGCCAUGGGUCCUCUUCGCGUGAUGGGUGCAAUACACGUGCUGCGUCUGCCUGCUGCAGAACAUGUUGGUCACAGGACGUGCACUCAUACUGGGUUUAGGGAGUCGUAAGGGAGCUCAGGACUCUGCGCAAAUGUUGACACACAGUAUUUGAUGACUUGCAACAAAGUGAAUGUGUUACGGUGGAUCCGAACAGAUUGCCAGUGCUGUCCGGACCCAAAUGACUGUAACGAAUGCCGCUAAAGGUGCUAAAGAGGU